UCGUUCGUUCGUUCGUUCGUUCGUUCGUUACUUGCUAUAGAGACUUAUGAAUUAUUCGCGGAAGGUGUCAUUCGUUUUCGGGGUUGAUAUGUGCCCUGCGACAGGAAGUGCUAUGCGGCGAAUAUUAUAACAAUGCCGGAUUGUUAAAUUGGUAUAUAUAUCGUGAAAUUAGAGUAGCGCGAUAAGGACGGAAAGACGGUGGAACAAAGUUAUGGAGGGAGUCGAUGGGCAACUGCAAACGAAAUAUCAAAAGAUAGCCACGGAAUAUUCGAAAAUUCGUGCUCAGGCGAACGUUCUAAAGAAGGCUGUGAUCGAUGAACAGGCACGUAAUGCAGAAAUACGAGAACAAUUAAAAGAGAAAGAAGUAGAAUUCCGUAGAGCCGAACAAGAAAUAGAUAGUCUAACUUUCCGCAAUCAACAGUUGACAAAACGUAUAACUGUAUUGCAGGAAGAACUUGAUAAAGCACAAAACAAAUCCAGGAAAGGGAAAGGCAAGCUGUCGGAUAACAAUACUCAAGUACCUGCCUCGUCUAAUCAUAUCUUAGACGAAGAAUUUCAAAAGAAAAUAGUUGAAAAUGCCCAAUUGCUGUCGCAAAUAGCCGACAAGGAUAGUGAAAUUGAAAGUUUAAGCGAAAGAAUACAAGAGUUAGAAUAUAAGUUGGAGCGCGUUGAAAAAUCUAAAGUAGAAUUAGAUUGUCAGCAUCGCAGAGAGAUCGACAAGUUAGACAGGGAGAGAAAUGAUUUACAAAGAAAACUUAACGAGAAGCAAAGGCAAGAAGAAACUAUAUCGUGGUCCAGUACAGAAGGCAAGAGGGAAGGAUACGAAUGCGAACAAAGAGCAGGACUAUCUAAUCAUUAUCAAAUAGAUUCUUCUCCUGUUUCAUCUCCCUCUCCCUCUCGUAGAUCAUCGAAAUCUUUUAACGACGGUAAAAUUCAAAAAUUGACCGACGAAAGAAGCGAUUACGAGUCCACGAAAUCUUACGACAUAGAAAAAGAAUUGCAUCAUUGGAAAACGCAGUAUCACAUCGUUAAGAUCAAAUAUGACGAGUACGAACAGAAAGAGCAAGAAACAAACAGAUCGAUCGCAAAGGAAUCUCUCAAUCCCGUGCGAAUAAAUAAUAUGAUUGGAAGGUUACACGCGCCAUUUGCAUUGCCCGAGGAAAUAGAAGCUCGCGAAGGAAAAAUAAGAGAAUACUUUCUCGAUGAGAUAAACAAAUUAAUAAUGGAAAAGCACAUUUGUCACGUUAAAAAUUUGGCCAUGGCUGCUAAUAGCGAAGUUAUGCACGCACAUUUAGACACAUGCGAGUCGAAAAGAGAAAAAUGCGAGGUGGCACUUUUGGAAGCGCUAUCCAACUGUAAUAGCCUGCAAAAGGAUAAAGAGACUCAAGAAGGAAAUUAUAAAGCACAGCUCAGUACGAUGAGCGAGCAUCUUGCUAAUAUGAACGAUAAGCUUAUUUGUCAGACAGAAGAAAUCCAACAAUUAAAAUUUGAAUUGGCAAACAAGGUAAAAAGACAUUCAAUGUUUCGUCGUAUCGUAUUUUUAAGGUUAACACAUCCCUUUGCUAUUACUUUAUAGAACAAUAAAAAAGGAAAACAAAAGUGAUUUAUACUCGGUUCCCGACCAUUGAUCAGAGACAUUCCAUUGAUAAUAUUAGUAUAAUCAUAUUCAUCAAUCGAUUUAAAGUUAUGUAUAUAAAGAAUUCAUACCAGACGAGCAAUGUAUUACCAUCUAUCUUCGUACUCGGAUUUUUAGCAAGACAACACAGGCCGAAACGCUCUCUGACUCUGUUACGUGUUAUGUUAUUUAUGAAAUCAAAAUAAAAUAUUACUAUCGAAUAUGCUCUUCGAAAAUAUUAUGAACAAAGUAUUAGAUAGGAAAUAUAUUAUAUCAAAGAUAA
Messenger RNA from Vespula pensylvanica (western yellowjacket), 1898 nucleotides. Its product is annotated as protein phosphatase 1 regulatory subunit 21. Gene Ontology annotation, cellular component: early endosome; membrane. The transcript has 4 exons. NCBI's taxonomy places the organism in Eukaryota, Metazoa, Arthropoda, Insecta, Hymenoptera, Vespidae. The record is from RefSeq and is a predicted model, not a curated record. The coding region runs from base 212 to 1576 and encodes 454 amino acids.